Dunckerocampus dactyliophorus (ringed pipefish) is the source of this 1305-nucleotide messenger RNA. RefSeq names its product ADP-ribosylation factor-like 1 (gene arl1). The record is from RefSeq and is a predicted model, not a curated record. Gene Ontology annotation, molecular function: GTP binding; GTPase activity. The transcript has 6 exons. Gene Ontology annotation, cellular component: Golgi apparatus; cytoplasm. The coding region runs from base 124 to 669 and encodes 181 amino acids. Gene Ontology annotation, biological process: vesicle-mediated transport; intracellular protein transport. Lineage: Eukaryota; Metazoa; Chordata; Actinopteri; Syngnathiformes; Syngnathidae.
UAAUAUGUUGAAUGUAGAGAAAUAAAAUUCAAUACGUUCGUGACGCCAUCGAAUGACACGUCACCACACGGAAGAAGGUUUCAGUCCAACCUCCUGCGAUACAAGCGCCGUGGUCUUAUCAAAAUGGGUGGUUUCUUCUCCAGUAUCUUCUCAGGCUUGUUUGGUACCAGGGAGAUGAGAAUUUUGAUCCUGGGUUUGGACGGCGCAGGGAAAACAACCAUUUUGUAUCGGCUGCAGGUUGGAGAGGUUGUCACCACAAUUCCCACAAUCGGCUUCAACGUCGAAACUGUCACAUAUAAGAAUCUGAAGUUCCAGGUUUGGGAUCUGGGAGGACAGACAAGUAUCAGACCCUACUGGCGGUGUUACUACUCCAACACAGACGCAGUCAUCUACGUCGUUGACAGCAGUGACCGCGACCGAAUGGGCAUCUCAAAGUCUGAGCUUGUGGCCAUGUUGGAGGAGGAGGAGCUGAAGAAGGCCAUCCUGGUAGUGUUCGCAAACAAACAAGACAUGGACCAGGCAAUGACACCAGCCGAGGUGGCCAACGCUCUGGGUCUUUCUGCCCUCAAAGACAGGAAGUGGCAGAUCUUCAAGACGUCCGCCACCAAGGGCACAGGCCUGGAUGAAGCAAUGGAGUGGCUGGUGGAUUCGCUCAAGAGUCGGCAGUAAAAAAAGACCCACCUGUUUUGUAAAUACUCCUGAACUUUGACCCUUCUGUAUGAAGCCUUGUGACAGACCUCGCUUCAGGUCUACUUUGGCCAAACACCUUGGACUGAAAAGGCCUCAUUUAUAGUGUGUGUGUGUGUGAAGAAUUUUGAGCACAGUGCUAGGCAGGUUACAAGUGAAUCUCUCUACAUUUACUUAUUUUAAGAGAAAAGAAAUAAAUUCAGUUGCCUUCACAUGGCUUCUUUCACCUCAAGGGUCAAGUUAGUUGCGUAAAAAAAAAAAAAAAAAAUCAAGAUGAGAGACACUGAAAUUUGCAAGAAAUGCCAUGAAGCUCCACUAGGAGUCAGUGUUCUACCGUAAAUACCUACAAUACUUGUAGCCAUUACUGUGCUCAACAUUAAAGUCAGAGGCCACCGAGUGUUAAUGCGACCUGUGCUGUUUUUCUAUGAUGGAUUUGCAUAUUUUUCCCUCCAGUUUUGUGUCAUCCCCAUUUUUAGUCGUCAAAUCCGUUCUGUUGAUUGCAGCUUUGUCACAGUAGUGAAUUUACAGAACACUAACUGUAUGCUCAAAAGUUUUAUGGUUGCAUAUUUAUAUCUGCUUGUACAGUGAAGAUGAGUCACAGUAAAGACUUGAUUGUAA